Acanthocheilonema viteae is the source of this 5661-nucleotide messenger RNA. The record is from the annotation of a GenBank genome assembly. Lineage: Eukaryota; Metazoa; Nematoda; Chromadorea; Rhabditida; Onchocercidae.
AUGCGUCAAAUACGGCUAACAGAUGAUGGAGGAGAAGAUAAAGCAAAAAUGUUGAAGAAAAAAGAAGAUGAAAAAAGUGGUUACGUGUAUACAAGCGCAAAAGGCUAUUUGCGUGAUAAAUCGAGAUUUCAACAUACGAGGCGGGAAUAUUCCUACUUACCGUACUAUGAAAAUAUCAAUCAGAAUGCUUCUUUUUGGUUAGAGCAGAUAAAAGCAGGCUUAGCCGCUUCCACUUUGCCAUAUUUAAAUCAUUUCUAUCAUCGUUUCUCUAAGGCCGAUCAUAUAAAAUUAAUCAAAUUCAUUUAUAACGUUAUAUUAGAGCCGGAUUAUGAUCGAAGGCUUAUUCAUAAAGCUUGUUCAUUGAUCAAAACGCUAAUUAAUGAUGAAAUAAUCAAACGUAAUGAUUUAACCUUACCUUGGAGACCAAUUUAUGAUUUGUACAUAGAAGUAGCUUAUCAACGAAACAGUAAAAAUUUGGAAAAAUCAAACAUUCGUUCAGCAGUUCUAUCUGUCAAAGAAUUAUUUCCACUAUCAGCAACAAAGGAAAUCCUCGAUGAGAUACGGCAAUUUAUUGAUGUAUGGAACGAUUAUGCUAUGGCUAAAUUUGUGAGAUUAUUCUCAGCUUUUGUGCCACUUAAAAUGUCCAAUGAAGAGCAUGACCUUUAUGGUGCUGGACUGUGGUAUGAUGAAAUGUGGAUAAGUGAAUAUUGUCCAGGAUAUAUCGAUUGGUCAUCUAAGCAUACAAUCAUUUUUUCGAAACUUUUACGAACAUUGAAUCUAAGUGUAAGAUACAAUCGAGUAGCAGUUGGCGAUGGAACAGGAAUGGGCUCUGAAAGUUCCGGUGCAGAAUGGAUCAUAUGGAUGUUAGGUGGAGUAAACGAAAGUGCUCAUCGAUGUUUCGAGCGACUGAUCAAAUGUGUCGAAUCUUUCCUGCAUCCGUUACAGGAAGGUGGUCAUACGCCAACUUUACAGUCAUUUUUAGAUGCUCUCGUUAAUGAAAUGGUGCGACGUGUUCGCAUUGAACGAAUACGUAAAAAAACUAGAAAUAAGGUACCUUUAAAAAUGCGCCUUACCGAUGAACAGAUUGAAUGGUUUGUCAACAUAUUACUUCCAUCCGUGCUUUAUUCAGUCUUUUCGACAGUUGAAACAUCAGCGUCUAAUGUUAUGCGAAAUUUAGCAUUCCUUGCACCACAGCUUGUCCUACCAAAAUGUCUCGACUUAAUUUAUCCAUCACUAUCAACGAUCACAGAACCGCAUCGUUUGAAGCAAUCAUUGGAAUGCAUUGUUGAAAUUUGCGUACCACUUGUCCGUGAUAAUGGUACCUAUAAUUACCGAACAUAUAAUGUUUGCAAGCAGAAUUGGAUUAAUAGUAUUAGUGAGAACGCAGAGGACAGAGAGCAUAAACUGUCAUCAUCGCCAGUAAUAAAUGAAUCGGAAGUUCGUUCCGAUCGAUGUCGAGUACCGUUGCGUGAACACGCAAUUUUCUUGCUUGAGGCAUUGAUUGAAGCUAUCGAUAUUAAUGAUUUUCAAAAACUUUCGCUUUCAUUGCAGGCAAAUUUUAGCAGUUUUAAUUUUUUCAAUAUGAAAGAAAGUAGGGAGUAUUGUGGAUGUUGUGUAACACUGGAAACUAUUUUUCAAUUAAUUCCAAUUGUAAAUUGCUCCGCUGCUCUUGAAAUGGAACAGUAUGCAAAUUUAACUGAGGAGGAAAAACGUCUUUGUAAAUUAACAGCACGGUUCCCAAAUAUUGUACAGGAUUUUGUGAACAAAGUAUUUAAAGUGAUAACACAAUUGUCAAGUUCUGCACCAAACGAUGGCAUAUCAUGUGUGGAUUCGAUAUGUGAUAACUCAGAGACAAUAAUGAUCGGGAGUGAAGAAAUUGUGAUAAGUACGAGCAUCCAAAGUGCUUUUCAUGCAUUAUUCUCGAAUUGUUCAUCCAAUUUUGUUGAGCUAAUCGGUGAUCAAACUUAUGAAUUCAUUUCCACAUCUGAAUUCGAAAAUAUAAUUGCUGCGGAUGCUGCAUGCUCACUUAUACAAGAAUCCACUUAUGCUAAUCCAGCCCGUUAUUUUCCAAUGUAUAUUGAAUUUUUAUUGGAGAAACAAAAGCAAUAUAUUACAGAGGAGAAGAAAAUGUUGAAAGAGCUCGAUGCAACAACGAUGUGGUUUGCAUAUUUGUCAGAUAUGAUUUUCUCCGUUCCAAGCGAUUUGAUAUUGAAAUAUCAGAAUGAAUGUAUUGAAAUGCACAAAUGUACUAUUUCUAUGAUUUGCCAUAAUGCACAUCAGGGAGCAUGUUGGUCACUUAAAAAUCUUUUAACACAACUAAUAGAAGUUUAUCCUAUAUCGGAAGAAGAUCGACAACAUAAUUUAGAUUUACCCUUGCAUUUAUCACUACCAAUUAAGAAAUGGGGUGUUAAAUGUCUGAAAGAUGAUGUGACAAUAAAAUGGCAUAUUCCAACAGAUGUUGAAGUGGAUUUUGCGGAAAAAUUAUUAAAUGAAUUUGCUUAUUCUGAGAUUCAGUUACUUUCAGCACCGCAAAAUAUUGAUAAAUUUGCAAUCAAACGUUCACUGUACGUUGUCGACAGCUUGCUAUCCUGUGUUGGCAAUCGUCUUCCAAUUUUCAAUACUAAAGAAAUUAAACUAAGCGAAACACCUGUUGACAUGGAUUGCACACAUAUAACAUCCGUGUCACCUCGCAUGAAAAUGUUUUCAUUCAAUGGUGAAAAUAUUCGAGAAAGGGUGCGUAUUACAAUGCAUAAUUUAAUGGAAUUUUUAUUGAAUCAACAGGAUGAUCAGUCAAAAAAUCUUUUGCUCAUUUCAUCAGUUCUACAAACGUUAUGUACUGAAGGAUCAGUGCCGAGUUUUCGAGCGCUCAGGAGGAAUAAACGAAUAAAUUACAGAGAUCCAAUUCAGGGACGCCGUGCUGAACUUUAUAAUACUUUUGAACGACGAAUUUUCUCAUAUCAAAAAGUGCGCAUCGCUUCUCAAGCAACACUGAACAAAUUAAUAAUCGAAUUUCCAAAUUCGAAAAAUUUAUUGGUGGACGAUAUAUUGGAACAUUUGGAUCCAAAACGCAAUAUUAGUCAUGAAGAAAUGAAGGGAGCGUUGUAUAUUUUGAACAAAUGCGGAUUUUUAAUUUCAAACAUAAUUUCUGUUCGUUGCAAAUGUUGGCUAACAGUUUCAAAGAUUAAAAUUUCCGAGAAACCAUCCAUUAUUGCAUUGGUAAAACAGUCUAUCGAUUCUGUUUCCGUAAAACAAUGGUCGCUUCAACGGAACACUAAUUCAGCAAAUAUUCGUACCAUCGCGCAAGAAAUGUUUACUGAUAACAAUGCUAAUAACAUAUUUUAUGCCAGAUAUCAAGAAUUAUCUCAAUCGCAGGCAAUUCUUAUGUCAGAAAAUAAAUUUAAUGAAAAAUAUGAAAAGAAUCAGCAGCGAAUAGAUAAUGUUCGCAAAGAACUCAUUGAAAUUUGCAAAAAUAAGGGACAGUUAUAUCAUUGGCGACAAGUUGAUUCAGCACGAACUUUCCUUUUCACUUUUUAUCGAAAUCUUUUUACUGUUGAAGUGGCAGAAAUAUUUCUUGAAAUGUUAAUUGAUGUUCGUCCAAAAUGGCGACGUGUUGCUGCUGAAUGUAUUGCCAGUUAUUUAGAAUGGAAUAAGCCGCCAACAAAAAAAAUAUUGUGGAGCCCACCUGACAAGGCCACUUUAAUAUUUACGAAAUUCACAAAUAUUUUAGUAAUUGAUCCGAAAUUUAAAUAUGCAUGUGGAUUAAGACCUGAUAAUUUAUGCAUUGUUUAUGAUUCUGAUAAAUUGCCAAACGAUGAACAAACCUGGAACGAAACAAUAUUUGUAGCGAAGCCACACUGGGGUGCUUAUCAGUGGCCAAGGAAAUUGUUGGUGACAGCUCCAGCAAACACACAAACGGAACUGCAACGUCCCGUAUCGGAAUACAAUGAUAUCGAGAAAUUAAUAAUUGAGUACAUGAAAGAUGAACAAUUUCUGACUUCUUGGCAUGCUAUUUUAUUAAAAGAAAAAGAAGACAGUGAUGUAUUCUAUGCUAGCGAAUAUCGCUUCGUUAAAUAUUUAUUCCGAAACUUUGGUAUAUCAUUGAUACCACAAUUUAAAAUGUUGUUAGAAUCAAUAUGCGAUUCCGAGAACAAACGUCCUGCAAUACGACGGGCGCAGACGAAACUUGCGGCAACAUAUUGUGCUGGGAUUAUCCGUGGUUCAAGGAAUUGGCUCUUCAAUGAUCUGCAUGAGUUGUGGAUCUGGUUGAAACCUAUCAUUGUAUGUCAGAUUGAAGGUUUGACGUCAGAAACAGUAUAUUAUUGGGAUACCGCACUGAAGUUUUGCUUGGAUGUUACUGAUGUGAGAAGAUUUCAUUGGCUUGUGGAAACAAUAUUUGAAAUUGCUUCAAGACCUUCACCGACAACGUGGCAUCGAUGUGUACGACUGGGCCUUGUACAGUACAUUUCUUCAUGCUCAGGUUGGAGAACAACAGAAUUGUUAAAUCGUGUCAUACACAUUGCAAAUGUUAUGACCUCGCAAGCAUGGCUGGCACCGGAAAGAGAUCAAAUUGCAAAUGUACUUUCAUUUCCUGCUACUUACGGUUUUGCUAUGGGUGAUGUAAGCAAUAUACCGGUGAAGUAUAGAAUACCAAAGUUGGGAGAAAUAAUGAAUAUAUUUGAUAUUCAUGAAAUGAUGAAAUCGCGUAAAAUACAAAUGGACAGAAGAAAUGUGUUACCUGUAGCACAGUCAAAGCAGUUAGCCGUGUCACCAUUACCGCCAACUACUACUUUGUUAGAAAAUUCACUCUCUGUUAAAAGCAAAUUUAACAAUCAGAUUAUUACCAAUCAGAAUGCUGUUAUCAUGAGGCGUCAAUUGUAUAUUAAAACUUUGCUAAGAUUUUUGAAUUCAUAUUUCCUCUCCUGUUUCGUAGCUUUAUCAUCGCCUAUCAUAUCACUCUUUCCACUUAUAACUCAUCUGGCUGAUGAAGAAACAGCGGACAUGGACGAGACAGAAGUGAUAAGAGAUGCUGAUUUGGCAGUUGAUGCAAGUGAUGUCUUAUUCCAGUCAUGGUCCGGUAUUUAUCUGUGUGAUGAACUUGCUGAUGAGAUGUUAAACAGUGUUGAAAAGACGAUGAAUGAGAGCACCAGUUGGAAGGCAUGGGUAUCUAUAAUGAAAUUUCUUCACGUAUUCAUAUUUUCAAACAUACUUGUUUGUGAGAAGCAAGAAAGACCUGAAAUUGUGCAACGAAUGGUUUACAAUGCAAUUUGUCAUACACAACUUGAAGUUCGACGAGAGGCGGCUGAUUGUUUGACAGCACUAAUACAUUGCGGUUUUCAACCGCUCACCAAAUGUUAUAUCAAGGAAUUAUUCGAGCGUAGCAACAAUGAAACAUCGAGUAAGAAGCAUGGCGCUGUAUUGGCUCUAUCAGCGGUAAUUCGCGCUUUUCCAUUCACUAUUCCACCAUUGGUGUUCGAUAUGAUACCAAAGUAUUGCCAGCUUGGCAUCACUUCUGAUUCCUUAACACGUAAUACAGUAACAGAAACAUUACGAUCAUUUCUACGUACACAUCAUGAUAAGAUGAUUGAAACGGGUGAAAAAGAUGUGAUACAAAAAUUGCUCGUUUUCAUACAAAAUGUUAUCUCACCCAAUUACUAUGUAUAA